UUUAAUUAACUUUUAACUAUCUCUUUAUGGUUUAAUUGGUCAACGAUCAAGUCACAUAAGCUUGUCGUUCUCUUUUGACAUUACCUAUCCAGCAGCGAUCAAGUCCGUUGUAGUGGUCUACCAGAGCAGUUGACCUUACAAACAAAGCAGACGAAAGUUAACAGUUAAUGGCAUCUGUGACCCCCAACGAAAUGGGUUCCGGGAAACUUGUUCGUGAGAAGAUCAUAAUCGAUACAGAUCCUGGUAUUGAUGAUAGCAUCGCGAUCUUCAUGGCAUUCCAAACUCCACAGCUGGAGGUCUUAGGCUUAACAACAAUAUUUGGUAAUGUUACUACAGAAGAUGCCACUCGCAAUGCUUUGAUCCUUGGUGAGAUUGCAGGAUAUCCUGAUGCUCCUGUGGCAGAGGGUAGCCCUGAGCCUCUAAAGGGUGGAACACCAGAUGUUGCAUACUUCAUUCACGGUUCAGAUGGAUUAGGGAACACAAAUUUACCUCCUCCAAAAUCCAAGAAAAUUGAGAAGACUGCAUCAGAAUUUUUAGUGGAUAUGGUUUCUGAAUAUCCUGGCCAAGUAUCUAUACUGGCACUUGGUCCAUUGACAAAUUUGGCUUUGGCUGUCAAAAAGGACUCAUCCUUUGCAAGCAAGGUGAAAAGAGUGGUCAUCCUUGGCGGAUCUUUCUUUGCAUUGGGAAAUGUCAAUCCUGCUGCUGAAGCAAAUAUUUAUGGGGACCCAGAAGCAGCUGAUAUUGUGUUUACAUCUGGGGCAAAUAUUGUUAUUACUGGCAUAAACAUUACAAGACAAGUCAUAAUGACAGAUGCUGACCUUGAUGAAUUGAGGCUGUCUGAGGGAAGACAUGCUCAAUUGUUAAGCACUAUGUGCAAAUUUUACAGAGAUUGGCAUGUUGAGUCUCUUGGAGUCUAUGGGAUUUUCCUCCAUGACCCAGUCAGUUUUGUGGCACUAGUUCGACCUGACCUCUUUACAUACAAGAAGGGGGUUGUGCGAGUUGGAACAGAGGGGAUAUAUAUGGGGCACACACUCCUGGACCAUGAACAAAAAUGGGAUUCAAGCAACCCAUGGUCAGGAUAUGCCCCUGUUUCAGUGGCGUGGACGGUUAAUGUGGACGAAGUUCUUGAUUAUAUUAAGAAACUGUUGAUGAAACCGUGAAAUCUUUUGAUGUUGUGCUCAACACCCACUGAAGAUGUCAAUUACUUUGAAAACAAAAGUUGUGUUGUCUUCAUUUUCUACUUGAGAUCCCUUGCACUGUUAGUGACAAACCAAAUUUCGGGGCUUGAGUUCUAGUUUGCCAGUCUCCCAUAGCUGAAAGUUUGCUGUAAUAUAUGAAAUAUAUAAACGCAUUUACUUAAUUUACAUCAAUCAAAUUAAAAAAUUUAUGAACAUAUUACUUCAAGAGUACACACUGUUUUGUAAACUUUUGAAGUUGUGUGUUGUUUCUUACACAUGGCUUUGUUUUCUUUUAAUCUAUAUUUAGCAUGCUUUAAUUUC
Messenger RNA from Camellia sinensis, 1499 nucleotides. Lineage: Eukaryota; Viridiplantae; Streptophyta; Magnoliopsida; Ericales; Theaceae. The record is from RefSeq and is a predicted model, not a curated record.